AUGAUGUCCGGUGACGUCACGCACUUUCGCUCGCGCUGUGUCCGCACGAGCGCCGCGCGCACUGCUCCAGUCUCGCGCUGGGCUCACUCCUCCGCGAGCCCGCGUCUGCACAACUACUACUACUACUACUACUGCUACUACUACUGCUACUGCUACUACCACCACAUCUACGGGGGGAGGGAGCCACACCGCACACCAGCCGAGACAGCCGGGACAGAAUGGGGACUAUGCUCUCGCCGUCUCUGGAGGACUAAAAAAAACUACCCACAAACUUGUAUCGCGGACCGGAGCCACAGCGGAGAAAGUCGCAGGCUUAUUCCAACAGGAAGCUGCACAUUCGACGAAGGCUUCUCUCAGUGUGAUUAUCAACAGGAUCCGUACGACGACUUUGAUUGGACUCACAUCAACACACAGGAAGUGCCAUAUGUGUCACCUGACCUGCCAGCAGGCUCCUACAUGUUUGUGGACGUAUCUCAGUACGACGCGGGGGAGAAGGCACGGUUUCAGCUUCCGGUCAUGAAGGAGAACGACACUCACUGCAUCGACUUCAACUAUCUCCUGACCAGUCAAGACGGCUCCAGCCCGGGAACCCUCAACAUCCUGGUCAAGGUGAACAAGGGCCCCCUGGCGAACCCAAUAUGGAAUGUGACCUCCUACACGGGUAAAGGCUGGCUGAAGGCCGAGCUUGCCGUCUCCACGUUUUGGCCAAAUGAAUAUCAGGUCAUUUUUGAAGCAGAGGUCUCGGACAGCAAAGUGGGCUUCAUCGCCGUGGAUGACAUCCAGGUGCUCAGCUACCCGUGUGAUAAGUCCCCUCACUUCCUGCGGCUCGGGGACGUGGAGGUGAACGCCGGGCAGAACGCCACCUUUCAGUGCAUCGCCACGGGACGAGACACAACCAACAACAAGCUGUGGCUGCAGAGGAGGAAUGGAGAGGAUAUCCCGGUGGCUCAGACCAAGAACAUAAACCAUCGCCGUUUUGCGGCUUCCUUCCACCUGAACGAGGUGACAAGCCAGGACCAGGACCUGUACCGCUGUGUGACCCAGUCUGACCGUGGGUCAGGGGUCUCCAACUUUGCUGGACUCAUUGUCAGAGAGCCCCCACACCCCAUUGCCCCCCCACAGCUCUUGGGAGUCGGCCCCACCUACCUCCUGAUCCAACUCAACGCCAACUCCAUUUUCGGAGACGGGCCUAUUAUCCUGAAAGAGGUGGAGUACCGCAUGACCUCCGGCACCUGGACGGAGACCCACGCCGUCAACUCUCCCAAUUAUAAACUGUGGCAUCUGGACCCGGACACGGAGUACGAGAUCAGGGUUCUGCUGACGCGGCCCGGGGAAGGAGGCACCGGGAAAGCAGGACCUCCUCUCAUCACCAGGACCAAAUGUGCAGAGCCGAUGCGGACCCCGAAGCGCCUGAAGAUUGCUGAGACCCGGUCUCGACUGAUCGCGGUGGACUGGGAGUCUCUGGGCUACAACAUCACACGCUGCCACACCUUCAACGUCACCAUCUGCUACCACUACACAACCGCCAGCAACCACAGCAAGGCCGACUGCCUGGACAUGGACCCCAAGGCCCCGAGACACAUAGUUGGAAGCCUCCCUCCUUACACCAACGUGAGUCUGAAGAUGAUUUUGACCAAUCCCGAAGGACGCAAGGAGAGCGAUGAGACUAUCAUUCAAACGGACGAGGAUGUCCCAGGACCUGUCCCCAGCCAGUCUCUGAAGGCCACUCCCUUUGAGGACCGCAUUCUUCUGAUGUGGAAAGAACCAGCGGAGCCCAACGGCGUCAUCAUACAGUAUGAGCUCACCUACAGUGGACUGCGAUCCUACGACCCGUCUGUCCCCCUUCAGAGGCCGGGGAUUACGGUGUCUCUGCCCUCCAACGCCUCUCAUCACCUGCUCUCGCUGCUGCACCCUGGGGUCACGUACUUGCUAUCCAUCCGAGCGUCCACCUCCAGAGGCUUUGGGCCCGCCACCACUCUCAAUGUCACCACCAACAUCUCUGCUCCGACUUUAGAGGAAUACGAUGGAUCGGAGGCCUUUCUAAACGAAACGGCAACUACAAUUACAGUGUUGCUGAAGCCCGCCCAGGCCAAAGGGGCGCCUAUAAGUGCGUACCAGAUCGUGGUGGAGGAAGUGAACCCGCAGCGCUCUCGUCGUCAGGCGUCUUCUGACUGCUACGAGGUGCCUGUGUCCUACCACACCUCAUCCACCGGUGGAUCUCCGUACUACUAUGCUGCCCAGCUGGCCCCCAGUCACCUGCCCGAGCCUCUUCCCUUUACUGUGGGGGACAACAAGACGUACCAGGGUUUCUGGAAUCCCCCGUUGGCUCCGAGAAAGAACUAUAACAUUUACCUUCAAGCUGUGAGCAGCACUGAAAGGGAGACUAAAACCCAGUGUCUGCGGCUCGCAACUAAAGGUGCUACAGAAGAGCCAGAGGUCAUCCCAGACCCUGAAAAACGGGCCGACCGUGUGGUGAAAAUAGCAGGCAUCAGCGCUGGCGUUCUGGUCUUCAUUCUCUUAGUGCUGGUCGCCAUCCUCCUGGUCAAGAAGAGGAAACUGGCAAAAAAACGCAAAGACGCCAUCGGGACGACACGCCAGGAGAUGACACACAUGGUGAAUGCAAUGGACCGUAGCUAUGGCGACCAGAGCACACUCCACGGCGACGACCCCAUGGCUGUCACCUUUAUGGACAGUCACAACUACAACAACAGAUAUGAGAACCACACAGGGUCAGCAGCGGAGAACAGCAGGCUCCUAGACGUACCGCGGUACCACUGCGAAGGCACCGAGUCCCCCUACCAGACAGGCCAGCUGCACCCUGCCAUCAGGGUGGCCGACCUGCUGCAGCACAUCAACCUCAUGAAGACCUCCGACAGCUACGGCUUCAAGGAGGAGUACGAGAGUUUCUUUGAGGGCCAGUCCGCCACUUGGGAUGUGGCUAAGAAGGAGCAAAACCGCACCAAGAACCGCUAUGGCAACAUCAUAGCCUAUGAUCACUCUAGGGUCAUCCUCCAGCCCAUAGAAGAUGACCCCUCCUCUGACUACAUCAACGCCAACUACAUCGAUAUUUGGCUGUACAGGGAUGGUUAUCAGAGACCAAGCCACUACAUCGCCACUCAAGGUCCAGUUCAUGAGACGGUUUACGACUUCUGGAGGAUGACAUGGCAGGAGCAGUCUGCCUGCAUUGUCAUGGUAACCAAUCUGGUGGAGGUCGGCAGGGUGAAGUGUUACAAAUACUGGCCAGACGAUGCUGAGGUCUAUGGGGAUUUCAAAGUGACGUUUGUGGAAGUGGAGCCUCUCGCUGAAUAUGUCGUCCGAACAUUCACUCUGGAGCGGCGUGGUUUUAACGAGGUGCGUGAAGUGAAGCAGUUCCACUUCACUGGCUGGCCUGAUCACGGCGUUCCGUAUCAUGCCACAGGACUACUUUCCUUCAUUCGCAGAGUGAAGAUAUCAAACCCCCCCUCAGCCGGGCCCAUCGUCGUCCACUGCAGCGCUGGGGCCGGGCGGACAGGCUGCUUCAUUGUCAUCGACAUCAUGCUGGACAUGGCGGAGCGUGAAGGAGUAGUGGACAUCUACAACUGUGUCAAAGCCCUGCGCUCUCGGAGGAUCAACAUGGUACAGACUGAGGAGCAGUACAUAUUCAUCCAUGACGCCAUCCUGGAGGCCUGUCUGUGCGGGGAGACGGCCAUACCUGUGUGUGAGUUCAAAGCCGCGUUUUACGAACUCAUCCGCAUUGACUCCCAAACCAACUCCUCACACCUGAAGGAUGAGUUCCAGACCUUAAACUCAGUGACGCCGCAGCCACAGCCUGAAGACUGCAGCAUCGCUUUGUUGCCUAGAAACCAAGACAAGAACCGGUUCAUGGACGGCCUCCCCCCAGACCGGUGCCUGCCCUUCCUGAUCACCAUAGACGGAGAGAGCAGCAACUACAUCAACGCCGCUCUGAUGGAUAGCUACAGACAACCUGCAGCAUUCAUUGUUACCCAGCAUCCUUUGCCAAAUACUGUCAAAGAUUUCUGGCGUCUGGUGUACGACUACGGCUGUACGAGUCUUGUGAUGCUGAACGAGAUCGACUUAGCACAGGGAUGCCCGCAAUACUGGCCAGAGGAGGGCAUGCUACGGUACGGCCCGGUCCAGGUCGAGUGCAUGUCCUGCUCCAUGGACUGUGAUGUCAUCAGUCGGCUCUUCAGAGUGUGCAACCUCACCAGGCCUCAGGAGGGCUAUCUCAUGGUCCGUCAGUUUCAGUACCUCGGCUGGGCGGGGCAUAGAGAAGUCCCUGCCUCUAAGCGCUCUUUCCUCAAGCUGAUUCUGCAAGUGGAUCAGUGGCAGCGCGAGGGAGAGGAGGGGGAGGGGAGGACCAUCGUGCACUGUCUAAACGGCGGUGGGAGAAGCGGCGUGUUCUGUGCCUCCAGCAUCGUGUGUGAAAUGGCCAAGAGACAGAGUGUGGUGGAUGUGUUCCACGCGGUUAAGACCCUGAGGAACAGCAAGCCCAACAUGGUGGACACUCCGGAGCAGUACCGUUUCUCCUACGACCUGGCGCUGGAGUUUAUCGAGUCGUCUUCGUAA
Knipowitschia caucasica is the source of this 4566-nucleotide messenger RNA. Lineage: Eukaryota; Metazoa; Chordata; Actinopteri; Gobiiformes; Gobiidae. The record is from the annotation of a GenBank genome assembly.